AUGGCAGGUGUUAAUGCUGGCACCAGAAAUUUGAAAGGUAGAUGGAUAAACACACAAAUCGGCAGUCAAUCAACCAACUUGGACACUGUCAACCCAGGUUCAACCAACUAUCGUUAUAUUCCCGAGUCCCUGGAUGUUUCUUUUAGGUUUAUCUUUGGAAUUCCUCCCCUGAUUCUUGUUCUGUUGCCAGUAGCAUCGUCUGACUGUGAGAUUGAAGGUAAAGAAGGCAACGAAUAUAAAAACAUUCUAAUGGUCAGCAUCAAUGGAUUGGAUGAUAUGAUAGAAAUUGGUAGCAAUUGCCUGACAAAUGAAUCUAACUUUUUAAAAAAGCACUCAUGUGAUGAUAAUAAGGAAGCUAUGUUUCUCUAUCGGGCUGCUCGAAAGUUGAGGCAAUUUCUUAAAAUGAAUAUCAGCGAGGCUUUCAGUGUCCACUUGUCAAUUGUUUCAAAAGGCACAUUAGAACUUUUGAACUGCUCCAGCAAGGUAAAAGGAAGAAAAGUAUCUCCCUCGGGUGAAGCCCAGCCCACUAAGAAUUUGGAAGAGAAUACAUUGUUGAAGGAACAGAAAAGGCAGAAGGACUUGUGUUUUCUAAGGAUACUACUAGAAAAAAUAAAAACUUGUUGGAAUAAAAUUUUGAAAGGUGCUAAAGAGCCCUGAAAAAUAUGGAAUGGCAAUCUAGAAGUGUAUGAACUUCAAUUGAGUUGGUCAAAGAUUUGCUCAUGCAGUUUUGUGGGAGACAGAACACCUCCUAGAAGCUUCCGAAUGCCUCCUCAUUAAAAUGGACAACUGUUGAAAAUUUCCAUAUUGUCACACUAGAAGAUGGACAUUAACUGUGUAAGCCACAUGCUGCAACUCAUACUGUAUUUUUAUGUAAGUGGGAACAUAUCAAUCUCUGUUAAUCCUGAACUGAUUUUGUAUAAGACAGCCAUAUAAGGUACCAGUUGCAAUAAUACUUUAUCAAUGUGUUUAAACAUUUCAGUGGGAAGUAUCUAAUCUAGGCAGUACAAUACUUGUAGAGAUGGAUUCAAAAUUAACAUUGCUUAGUUAUCAACAUCAUGUUUCUUAUGGCUCACUCUGUGUUGGUGUCUUGCAAUUAGGGUGGAAAUUAGCAUCUUCUUUGCUGGAACUAUUUCAGGGUUUAAACAGUUAUUAGAACAUGCAAGCCAUACACCUUCCAGCUAUAACAGUAUAAAGGAGUCCAAGAUAUUUUCAAGAGAUAUCAGGAGAUGUACUUAAACAUGAAAGGAUAACACAGUGCCUUCAGUAAAUGAUAUAUCAACUGUAUUUAAAUGACAAUAAAGAUAAUUUCAUAAAACAGAAUGCUAUCUCUUGUAAGGAAGCUCAAUCAGGACUGAUGAGUUACUUUUGUCCUUUAUGUAUAACAAACUUGUCCAAAUGAGUUUGAUUUUUUUCUUUGAGUUUGCAAUUUUUUAGGUAUAUUUUAAGAGAAUAAUAUAUGUUGACGGUUUAUUCAUUACAAUAUGUAUAUUUAAU
Echinops telfairi (small Madagascar hedgehog) is the source of this 1494-nucleotide messenger RNA. RefSeq names its product interleukin 7 (gene IL7). Bases 1 to 657 code for a protein of 218 amino acids. Gene Ontology annotation, biological process: immune response. Gene Ontology annotation, cellular component: extracellular region. The record is from RefSeq and is a predicted model, not a curated record. The transcript has 7 exons. Lineage: Eukaryota; Metazoa; Chordata; Mammalia; Afrosoricida; Tenrecidae. Gene Ontology annotation, molecular function: growth factor activity; interleukin-7 receptor binding.